UCUGUUAAGAUUUUAUGCAUAGCGAGCUCAGAAAAUGAUAUAAACACUUACCUUUCGAGCUGUCCACAAAAGGCCGUCUUUAGAAGUCUUAGACAGAUGACAGACUGUGGGCAGCUGCUGUUCAAUCUUACACUAUGUUGUCCUUACACACCGUAUCCAUCUGGAGCUGCUCUUCAGGUUGGUCUCACUGUAAAGGAGGCAGAAGAGUCCUGAAGUGGCUGCUGGGAAAUGUUGAGCAGAGAACAUUCGCAUCAUCCUACCUUAAAAUCUCAUCAGCUGUAGGAAGAGUUGCUCCUGUUUUCUCCAGAGCUUCUGCGUAUGGAGACAAUGUGGCCAUUACGGAUCACAGCGGGAGCCACACCUACCGCUCCCUCUACAAAAACAGCAAAAGCCUGGCGGGGCUCAUUACUAAAGCACUCACCUGUCAAUCAGGAGACCUGCAGGGCAAGCGUAUCUCAUUCUUGUGUGCCAAUGACGCAUCCUACACUGUGGCGCAGUGGGCGGCCUGGAUGUGUGGCGGCAUAGCUGUGCCCCUCUACAGGAAGCAUCCUCCAAGUGAGCUGGAAUAUGUCAUCUCAGACUCCCAGAGCUCGCUGCUGGUAGCCGGACAACCUUUCGUGGAUACCCUUGAGCCCUUGGCCCAGAAACUAGGGCUGCCCUGCCUACAGCUUCCCACCACGUCUAGCCUAGAUACUCUACAGUCUGAGGACACACAGAUGCUGCCAGAGGAGAACAUCUUAGACUGGGCAGAGAGGCCAGCCAUGCUCAUCUACACCAGCGGCACCACGGGCAGACCAAAAGGAGUGCUUCACACUCACACCAGCCUGCAGGCCAUGGUUCAGGGUUUGGUAUCAGAGUGGGGAUGGACUAAAGAUGAUGUCAUCUUGCACACGCUGCCCCUUCACCAUGUGCAUGGCAUCGUGAAUAAACUGAUGUGCCCACUCUGGGUGGGUGCUACCUGCAUCAUGCUGCCAGAGUUCAGUGCUCAGAAGGUUUGGGAGCAGUUGAUCAGUUCAAAGUCCCCCAUGGUGAAUGUAUUUAUGGCAGUUCCCACCAUCUACUCUAAACUCACUGAAUAUUAUGACCAGCACUUCACUCAACCUCGAGUCCAAGACUUCAUCAGAGCUGUGUGCAAAGAGAGAAUACGGUUGAUGGUGUCUGGUUCUGCUGCUCUUCCACAGCCUGUCCUGGAGCGUUGGGCAGAGAUCACAGGUCAUGUGCUGCUGGAGCGCUACGGCAUGACUGAGAUUGGCAUGGCACUGUCAAAUCCACUUAAGGGCCCACGUGUACCUGGUGCGGUUGGAGUGCCUCUGCCAGGAGUGGAAGUGCGUAUCAUGAUGACAAACUCCACUAACGCUAUCAUCGCUGAGGGCAACAGCAAAGGAACCCAGGUGAAGGCUGGUUUGGAGGGGAAGGAAGGCGAGCUGUUGGUUCGAGGUUCUUCUGUUUUUCAGAAGUACUGGAACAAACCUCAGGAGACCGCAGACAGCUUCACUGAGGACGGAUGGUUCAAAACUGGUGACACUGCACUCUACAGAGAUGGUGUGUACUGGAUCAUGGGCCGCACAUCUGUGGACAUCAUCAAGAGCGGAGGAUACAAGAUCAGUGCGCUAGAUGUGGAGAGACAUCUGCUUGCCCACCCAGAUAUCACAGAUGUGGCUGUGAUUGGUGCUCCAGACCCAACCUGGGGUCAGAAGGUCACGGCAGUUUUGCAACUAAAAAAGGGGAAGACUUUGACUCUGUCACAGCUAAAGGCCUGGGCCAGAGAGCACAUGGCUCCAUACACUAUUCCCACAGGGCUGAUCCUGGUGGAAGUCAUGCCCAGAAACCAGAUGGGCAAGCUGUGUGUACACAGGUGUGCGGUCAGGCCCGAAGGCAGUGUGGGCUUGUGGAGAAGGAAGUGAUUACAGCACAGAUGGGUCCUCUCUUCUGUCGUCCACUCUAUUUCACUGAUAGUGCAUCUACAGAUAAGGCCAUUGUAUUGGUCCGUGAGAGAACAAGUGUAGUUGUUUCUUGACGAAUCUCUGUUAGAAAAGCCUUACUCUCUUGUCCUAGGAAUCUCAGGUAAGUCUAUAGGUGUGCAUUUCAGUGCUCUAUACCAUCGGUUGAACAAGCAGCUGGCAUGUUGGAUUGCUCAAAUGCAAUAUUUAAAUUUUACCGGGAAAUGUACAUAAUAAUGGCUUACGUGAAGUUACUUAAAAUAUUACCUUUGCUUUUCUUCAAAACUGGGUUUAAUUUGCUCUAUAUCAUCAAACGUGAUGUUUUGGUGCCUUGGACAUCCAAUUGGAAAUGGUUGCGCAUCUGUUCUGAUAUGUUCGGGUACAAAAGUGAGAAACGAUGCUGAAUGAACAUAAAAUCCAACUAAGCAUAUCGUCACCGAUAAUUAGGAAAAGCAAAAUAAACGGGGUUUCAGCUUCCCAUAUUUUUUAUUGCUGACGUUAAAGGAUGUGCGUUCAAACAAACUACAGUAUUUUGUUAUUUAUAUACACUUUAGUGUACUUAUUAUGGGAAUGCACGAUGUUAAUAUUUAUACAUUUCAGGGGUUGAUUAAGGGUGCUUUGGUUUACUUUAGUGCAAUUUCUGCACUAUUGAACCACAACCAUGACUCACUGUUCAGCUUUCCCAGAGUGUGUCUCCUUCUAAGUGUUUGUGACUUUGGAAGUUAUUGUGUAUAAAUUAACUUACAGUGCAGCAGUUGCCCUAUAAUAAAUCACCACAAUUACUCAGAGUGUCAGCAGCACUGAGCCAGAGAGCUGACAACGCGACUCCAACCAUCCAGAGAGAAAGACAGACCGAGGCACUGACGGACAGACUCCCACAGGCUGGGCUCUGGAAAUAUAAGUCAGCCCCACCAGCAGAGGAUGGGGAUUUGAGAAGAUACGGUGGUAAAAUAGAUGUUGAAUGAACAGAGGCAACCAAGCGGGGAAAAAGAGAGAAGGAAAGCGCACCCGCUCCAUCCCUCCUCCGCCUGCAGCCACCAGAGAGCUGAUUAAGAGAGCAGCUCUAUCGAUCUCUGGCCCGGCUGAGAAGGAUGGAUGUGCUGGGUGGGUUGCAGUGGCACCGGUGGAUGGGCUGUGAGACAUGCUGACAGGAGACUAUAAAGGUGGCACAGCAAAGAGAAUUGGUUGUGGUGUCAACACUGAUGAGAGCAGGGCUGUGAAGAUUGUUUUUUUUUUUUUUCGUUAUGUUUUUUUUAUUUGCGUGGGGGGGUUGAUCCCCAAGGCUCUAGAAUGAUAAAAUGUCUGCAGCUCCAGUCAGACAUACUAGAAUGCACAAACACACGCGCACACACACACUUACAAACACCCCGACUUGCAUGGAUGUCCACUCAAGCGUGUUGUAGUGGGCUGUCUGCAGAUGGAUGCUUAUUGGGCCCCUGGGCCUUGUGGGGGCCACAAGAGACAAGUCAAGAGAAACAUUGGACUGGACUCUGCUUUGUUACUACUGCGGUUAUUUUAUCACCAGCUUUCACGCACAACGAGCAAAGAAAUAAACAGCCAGGUACCACAACCAUGAGGCAAAUAACCGAGAUUUACUUUGAAAUUCAGAAAAAGCUUGUAAAUUUCACUAAUAAUUACAAACUGAAAGUCACCCAUUGAAUUAAUCAUGAAAUUUAGAAGAAAGACUAAAAUAGCCUUGAUUCAUUUACUAUUUCAAUUUGUACAGUGUAUAUAUACUUAACAGUUUUAAUACUGCAA
Carassius auratus (goldfish) is the source of this 3698-nucleotide messenger RNA. RefSeq names its product acyl-CoA synthetase family member 3 (gene acsf3). Bases 135 to 1904 code for a protein of 589 amino acids. Lineage: Eukaryota; Metazoa; Chordata; Actinopteri; Cypriniformes; Cyprinidae. Gene Ontology annotation, biological process: fatty acid metabolic process. The transcript has 11 exons. Gene Ontology annotation, molecular function: medium-chain fatty acid-CoA ligase activity. The record is from RefSeq and is a predicted model, not a curated record.